Molecule: messenger RNA, 1574 nt
Organism: Argiope bruennichi
Lineage: Eukaryota; Metazoa; Arthropoda; Arachnida; Araneae; Araneidae
Gene: Sf3a2
Product: splicing factor 3A subunit 2-like
Exons: 3
Coding region: 143-1429 (428 amino acids)
Biological process (GO): spliceosomal complex assembly
Cellular component (GO): U2-type prespliceosome; nucleus; catalytic step 2 spliceosome
Molecular function (GO): zinc ion binding; nucleic acid binding
Source: RefSeq, a predicted model, not a curated record
AAUUGAAAUUUCCGAAUAACGGUGAUUUCCUUUUACAACAAAUUGUAAUGGUGUGGCAACAAUUUCUAUUAAAAAUGGUUAUAUUAUUUACUCGUGUGUAAUCCCGGUUCAAUCGCUAAUAUUUGUGAAAUUAGAGUCAGCUAUGGAUUUUCAGCAUCGUGCUGGUGGGAAGACUGGCACAGGAGGUGUAGCUUCAUGGUCAGAAACAAAUAGGGAUCGGCGUGAAAGACUGCGCCAGUUAGCGUUGGAGACAAUUGACUUGAACAAGGAUCCAUAUUUUAUGAAGAAUCAUUUAGGAUCUUAUGAAUGCAAGCUUUGUCUCACACUACACAACAACGAAGGAAGUUACUUAGCUCAUACCCAAGGAAAAAAGCAUCAAGCAAAUCUAGCUAGGAGAGCAGCUAAAGAAGCUAAGGAGUCUCCUCAGCAACCUGCGCCUGCUAAGCCACGAGUUGACAUUAAGAAAUUUGUUAAGAUUGGUCGACCAGGUUAUAGAGUAACUAAACAGCGUGAUCGUGAAACUGGGCAACAGAGCUUGCUAUUUCAAAUUGAUUACCCUGAGAUUGGAGAGGGAAUUGCUCCUCGUCAUCGAUUUAUGUCUGCUUAUGAACAAAAGGUAGAACCUCCUGACCGUCGCUGGCAAUAUCUAUUGUUUGCUGCUGAACCAUAUGAAACAAUAGCUUUCAAGGUCCCAAGCAGAGAAGUAGAUAAGAGUGAAGGGAAAUUUUGGGUCAUGUGGAACAAAGAAACUAAGCAGUUUUUCUUGCAGUUCAGUUUUAAAGUAGAACCUAAGGUCAUUAAAUUACCUGCACCACCCAGUGCACCUCCUGGUCAGCCACAGACCCAACGUCCCAAUGCACCAAUGCAGAAUGUGCCUCCUCCACCACCCCCUGCACCAAUGAUGCCUCCUCCUCCUAGGCCUAUGGGUAUGCCUCCUCCUCCUCCACCUAGUAGUAUGCCUCCUUCUUUCCCUUCAAUGCCUCCUCCUCCUAUGAAUCAGUUCCAACAGAUGCAGAGACCUCCUCCUCCCCCAAUGAAUAUGAAUUUUGCUCCACCACCUCCUCCUAUGAUGAGACCUCCUGGUCACAUGCCCCCUACUAGUAUGGCUCCUCCUCCACCACCUCCUCCAACAAGCAUGGCACCACCUCCACCUCCAACCAGUAUGGCCCCUCCACCACCACCUACUAGCAUGGCACCUCCUCCCCCUCCUUCUAGUAUGGCUCCACCACCUCCACCAAGUUCUGCUCCUCCACCACCUCCUCCUCCUGCAGGAACUACUCCAUUGAAAAAAUUUACCCCUCCUCCACCACCACCUCCAGCAUCACAACCUAAUCCAGCUAUUCCAGGAAAUCCACCUAUGCCACCGAGGGUUGAUUCACCUCCUGUGUCUCCACCAUCACCUCCAUUAUCUGACGAGGAAAGUCGUUGAGUGUCACUGCAAACAUUAAUUAUUAAAAGAGGGGGGGGGUUAUGAAAGCCUAUCUUUUUCCAAUUUCUUUUGUUGCUUCUUAUAAAAAGCAAAAUGUAUUGUAGAAAUUUACAAUUUUCUAUCAAUAAAUACAGUUUUGCAUAUG